AUGGUCUCGCGGAUCGGCUCUCGCCGGCUGUGCGCCGCAGCACGGUUCCUCAUUCCGCGGUAUCGAUCGACGCUCUUCUUCUCGGAAGUGCCACCAGGUGGAUGCGCUCGCGUGGCACUCACCAUCGACGACGGGAUCUGCCGAGGCGAGGCCGCAGACUCUCUCGCGCCGGCGGUGGUGGAGCUGCUACAGCGACACGGCGCUCGCGCAACCUUCUUUGUGUGCUCCGACUACUGCUCGCCCGACGCGGCCGCCGCCCUGCUGGCGGCAGGCUGCGAGCUCGGCAACCACCUGAAGCGCGAUCAGCCAUACGCGCUCGCCGCCGCAGACGCGUUUGAGGCGGAUCUGCUCGAGUGCGAUGAGCUCAUCCGCCGCUGCCACGCAGAGACGCCGCCGCCGACCGGCGCGGCGGAGCGCGGCCGCUGGUACCGCUCACCGCAGGGCGUGCUGACACGCCGCAUGCGCGACGUGCUCGCCCGGCAGCGCGGGAUGGUGCACGUUCUCGGCGACGCCUACUGCGACGACUGGGCGGUGGACGACCCGGCCUUCAUCUCGCGGACGCUGCUACGGAUGGCGCAACCAGGCUCCAUCAUAAUCAUGCACAUGCCGGAGGCAAAGUGUCGCCGCUGGUGCCUGGACGCGCUGCGGCUGCUGCUCGAGGGGCUGGGCGAGCGGGGCCUCGCCUGCGUGACGCUCUCGGAGCUGGCGGCCAGCUAG
This is a messenger RNA of Emiliania huxleyi CCMP1516, 717 nucleotides long. RefSeq lists its product as hypothetical. Lineage: Eukaryota; Haptophyta; Isochrysidales; Noelaerhabdaceae. Gene Ontology annotation, molecular function: hydrolase activity, acting on carbon-nitrogen (but not peptide) bonds. Gene Ontology annotation, cellular component: membrane. The record is from RefSeq and is a predicted model, not a curated record. The coding region runs from base 1 to 717 and encodes 238 amino acids. The transcript has a single exon. Gene Ontology annotation, biological process: carbohydrate metabolic process.